Molecule: messenger RNA, 528 nt
Organism: Symbiodinium natans
Lineage: Eukaryota; Dinophyceae; Suessiales; Symbiodiniaceae
Source: the annotation of a GenBank genome assembly
AUGUGGAUCGCAGCAGUAUGUGCUUUUGAAGACUCUGUUGUUCCUUUGGACAGGCACAACAGUCUCAAGUUCGUGAAUGGGUCGCGUGGGUCUUGGAGUUGCAAGUACGGGUUCUCCGUCUGGCUGAUGUGUCAUAGCAUGGAGGCUCGGGCAGUGGACAAGUCCUCGGAAAGCAAUCAGUAUGCCAAAGAAGCCCUGAUGUCGAGAGAGGCACGGGCAGAUUUGAGUACUGUGCAGGUUCUCUGUAUUCUGUCCUGGAUAGGAGGAGUCAGAAGACCUGGUGCUGCCGACAAGAGAGGCAAGUUCGGUGACCACGGCCACCGCGGCGACCACCGCAACCACGAGUUCGGCCACCAGAUCCUGGAGAGGAGAAAAGGGGAAGAGGCUCUGGACGUGUCCAGUACUGCGGAGCAGCGGUGGAAAAGCCUUUUCGGGGAUUCGGGCGUGGCCUAUGCACCCCCUGGAACUGGCUGGGCUGCCUAUGCAGGGUGGAAGAGGGACCGCUUCUCCGUUUUCAGCGGCAACUGA